This is a messenger RNA of Cuscuta campestris, 1484 nucleotides long. The record is from the annotation of a GenBank genome assembly. NCBI's taxonomy places the organism in Eukaryota, Viridiplantae, Streptophyta, Magnoliopsida, Solanales, Convolvulaceae.
CACUAUUGAACAAACUUUCCUCAUUCCAAUCUCUAUAUAAAGGCCUCUCAACCUCUCUUCAUUUCAUUCAUCCCAUCCAUUCAACAAUUCUUCUUAAUUACACACACAUAUAUAUAGUGCUCAAUCAUAUACAUAUAUAUAUACCACCGCCCUAACUCCGGUACCGACGACUGAUCGAUCAGGUGGUUUUGGCCGGCCGCCGGUGAUCAAUCCAUAUAAAUACUAAAGGCCAUUUUCAAGUAGUAUCCAUCUAUAUAGCCAUGGCUCUCUUGGGUGGUCAUUUGGCUUUUAUGUUUGGAGUUCUUGGAAACAUAAUCUCAUUCAUAGUCUUCCUCUCUCCAUUGCCAACGUUCUAUCAAAUACGAAAGAAGAAAUCCGCGGAAGGGUACCAAUCGAUACCCUAUGUGAUCGCGUUAUUCAGCUCAGUUUUGUGGAUAUACUACGCGCUCCUCAAGUCGAACGCCACCCUUCUCAUAACCAUAAACUCCUUCGGAUGCUUCAUCGAAACUAUAUACGUCAGCUUCUACAUCUACUAUGCCACCAAGAAGGCGAGGGUGCAGACGGCGAAGAUGCUCAUUUUGACUGUGUUUGUGGGAUUUGGCGCAGUAGUCCUCGUUUCUCAGUUCCUCUUCAAAGGUGCUGUCCGUGCCCAAGUUGUCGGUUGGGUUUGCCUCGUUUUCUCCCUCUGUGUUUUCGUCGCCCCUCUAUGCAUUGUGAGGCAAGUGAUCAAGACCAAGAGCGUGGAGAACAUGCCAAUUUUGUUAUCGGUCUUCUUGACAUUCAGUGCUGUCAUCUGGUUCUUCUAUGGCUUGCUCUUAAAAGACGUAAACAUAGCGGUUCCGAACGUGUUGGGAUUCUUCUUCAGCAUCCUCCAAAUGGUGCUUUACAUGAUGUACAAAGAGAAGAAGAAAAGCAUUGAUGAUGGGAAGAAGCUUCCCGAGCAAGUAUUAGUACCACAGAAGGGACAGCCGCCUGUGGUACUAGUGCUAGAGUCUGACGGAAAAAUAACCGCUGCAGGAUCAGAGCUGAUCACACAGGAACAACUGGCCGACAUUGUCAAACUCGGAUCGCUCAUCCGCUCUGACAAGAUUCGUUUUGAAACGAUCAAUGAGCAGUCAGCGGCGGAGGUGCAGAUUGCCAUUCCCGCCGCUAGCUGCGUCGCGGUCAACUGAACCCUAGUGAAAUUCACAUACGUACUUACAUAUUUUACGUCAAAUGCAUGCGUGCAUGCAUGCAGAUUUCUUUUAUGUAUGUUGGUCUCAUUUUUAUGAAAAACUAGCCAGGAUAUAUAUAGCCAGCUAGUUUAUUUAAAUACGGAGUAUAUUUGUGUUUAUUUUAAUUUCAUGUUACUUCUUCAAUAUAUCUUUCGAGUUUAAUUAAUGAAGAUUUAUAUAUUACUUUGUGUCCAAAUUGAAUUUAAGCCGGCCACCUGCUAUUUAAUUUCUUGCUUAUUUCUCUCCUUACAAUAAACUAUCAAGUCCCAG